Messenger RNA from Aureococcus anophagefferens, 670 nucleotides. RefSeq lists its product as hypothetical. Gene Ontology annotation, molecular function: protein binding; Rho GDP-dissociation inhibitor activity. Gene Ontology annotation, biological process: Rho protein signal transduction. The transcript has a single exon. Gene Ontology annotation, cellular component: membrane; cytoplasm; cytosol. NCBI's taxonomy places the organism in Eukaryota, Pelagophyceae, Pelagomonadales, Pelagomonadaceae. The coding region runs from base 26 to 619 and encodes 197 amino acids. The record is from RefSeq and is a predicted model, not a curated record.
CACGCAGCCACCCGCGCCGCCGGCCAUGGCCGCCAACGUGGAGGCCGACGCGCCCGCCGCGCCGGCGGCGGCCUACAGCGCCGCCGGCACCAACGACGUGGGCGCGCUCAUGAGCGCCGACGCCGAGGACGAGUCGCUGCGGAAGUACAAGGAGCAGCUCCUGGGCGCGGCGGCCAAGGGCGACCUCGGCGACACGUCGGACCCGCGGAAGCUCAUCGUCGUCGAGUUCCGCAUAGCCUUCAACGACGCGACGCCGGACCUCGUCUUCAACCUCGACACGCUCGCGGGGAAGGAGAAGCUGAAGAAGACGGGCGUGUCGAUCAAGGAGGGCGCCGAGUACAAGUUCAAGCUCAGCUUCCGCGUCCAGCACGAGAUCCUCGCGGGCCUCAAGUUCUGCAACAAGACGAAGAAGAUGGGCAUGUCCCAGAGCGACGAGCUCAUGAUCGGCUCAUACCCGCCGGGCGCCGAGCCCCACGUCUUCGAGUUCCCGCGCAACGACUGGAUGGAGGCGCCCAAGGGCAUGAUGUACCGCGGCUCCUACACGGCGACGGACAAGUUCGUCGACUCCGACGGCAAGACGCACCUCGAGUACUCCUACCCGCUCAAAGUCACGAAGUAGGCGGUCGAUCGCGCGCGCGGCGUUUACUUCGUACUAGAAUGGCAUCCCGAG